Molecule: messenger RNA, 1284 nt
Organism: Sparassis crispa
Lineage: Eukaryota; Fungi; Basidiomycota; Agaricomycetes; Polyporales; Sparassidaceae
Exons: 8
Coding region: 1-1284 (427 amino acids)
Source: RefSeq, a predicted model, not a curated record
AUGCCGCCUUUUACUGACCGCCCUGUCGCGAUGGCCAUCUUCACUUUGCCAGUGCUCGCUCUCAUUUACGCUCCGAUCUCUGGACGCGCGCAAACUGCGUGUAGUCCAGGAACGUUUUCUUUGACCGGUAACACGCCUUGCCAGAACUGUCCCGCGGGAUCCUUCACCAGUCUGACUGGUGCGACGUCGUGCUGCCUGUGCUGUGCUGGAUUCUACUCCAUGCAAGGGGCGAGUUCCUGCACUCAAUGUAAUUUUCUUGACCCAUAUUCUCUUCCUGGUUCUACGUCGUCUUCCCAAUGUAUAAUUGGAACUGGGUACGUUACCUCGUGCACCAUGUCAGGCACCACAUGCCCGGCCAUUAUUCCGCCACUACUUCCGACGACCCUGAUUAAGCGACGUGCAAUUAAACGUCAGCUGUGUCCCAGGGGCCACAAGAGUUGUCCCGUCUAUGGGAUGUCCGGUCUGAGGGGCCACGAAUGCGUCGACAUACAGAACGAUCUCGAGUCCUGCGGUGGCUGUGCCGGCAGCGACUCUCCUCUCGGCCAACGUGCUGAGGACGGUGGAAGAGAUUGUAGUGUAAUCCCUAACGUUGAAUCCGUGAGCUGCCAAGGUGGCAAAUGCACCAUCGAAAAAUGCUCCGAAGGUCACGUCCCCUCCGCCAAUGGCGAGGCAUGUGUGCCCUUCUUCGAUCGCUUCUCCUUACAGAUGAACGACAAUCGAGCAAGCUUCGAACGCUACACAGACGCUUCACUUCCUUUCCCCUCUCCCCUACUUCGCCGUAGCGAAGAGUCAGAGAGUGGCUCACUUAUGCGCCCGUACACAGCGAACAAUGUUCGAGACGUCGGCCAGCAAGCUAGCUCACUCGCUCGUGGGGCGAUUAGCCCCAGCAGUGUUCUCUCCCCAGGCGCAUCUGUCAUUGCCAAGCCACGCAUCUCACUUUUCACGAAGGACUCUAUGGCUGUGAAUUCAACGACCGACCUGCGCUACAUUUUCUCGCUGCACCGGCACAUCUUCGGCUUCUCGUCGAGCUACCCACCAACGGCGUUCGCGUUCGUGGGGCUGCCGGUGCUCGUCGCGAAUUGCCCCUCCGACAUCGCUCAGAGCCUCCUCAUCGUGCAUGCGCUCGCCAACUCGUCGCUGCCGACGCGUGAGGGGAUGCUAGACGAGCUCGCCGAGCACGAGGACAACCUCCGUGCGCGUGGUCUCGACCCAUACCACGUCGGGCACCGUCCCUUCCGUGGAGACACACAGGCGCAGAACUACCAGAACAACCUGAUUGAAUAA